Messenger RNA from Rotaria sp. Silwood2, 1506 nucleotides. The record is from the annotation of a GenBank genome assembly. NCBI's taxonomy places the organism in Eukaryota, Metazoa, Rotifera, Eurotatoria, Philodinida, Philodinidae.
GAUGAUGUUUUUUUAAAAAUUACAAAAGAGACAAAAGAUGAAAAUGAUUCUGGAAAAACGUCAGUUAAUAUUGAACACAUAGGUUUGUAAUAGCUUAACUAUAAAUGAAAAAAAAAUAGUAUUGAUGGAAUUCUAGCUAUUUUUUAAUUAAACUAUUUAUUUUAAUCAAGCAUGUGUCAGUGCUGUUCCAGAAGUUUUGAAAGAAUUUUAAAAUUUAUUCGACAUCAAAUUUUUUCACUGCUUAUUAAUCUAAGUAGAAAGUCUAUAUUUUAAUGAAUUCAAUUGAAUUUUAUCGUUUUAUGUUGUCAGUAUAAAGAAACUUUAUUUUUCAAAUAUUCAUAACAAUACAGACAGUUGUAUUUUAUAAAUAAUACCAUUCUUUUGUGAAUCUACUGUGUUCAAGAUAGUUGUGUACUGGGACAGUUUUCGGAAGGAUGUCCAAAAAGGUAUCCUAAUAUCAUUAUGAAACAAGAUUUUUGUUGGGUAUCCUGCUGAGAAUUGUUCCAGUACGUGGGUACUGAUCAGAUACUUGCUCGAAUACUUGCCCAGUUCGUACAGAGUUGUAUGAAAAAUGUUCCUACAAAUCAGUUGAUUGAACACUUAGACGUACUCUUAAGUCAAGCAAUACACAACUCAAAAGUGCCCUGAGAUAACUAAAGUAUCAAAAAGUUCAUGUUACAUACUUGGAGCAAAGUACUCUUCUUGGUACUUUGAACCCACUUCAUUCAUUUGGGAUUCAUUUGUUAACUUUAUAAUAGUUAACUUCAUGAUGGUUUCUAAAUAAUUCAGAGUUCUAAUUAAGAAAAGAUCUGUUUUUUCUAUUUAGAUGAACAGUGUCGUUAUGUUUUCGGCGAAAGACAAUUUUUUCAUGGUUGGCGUUAUUAUUUAAGUCAACUUCAUGGUCUAACAAUAAAAAUAUUACUUGUACGUUAUCGUCGUUGGGGAUUGACGCUUGUUGUUUUAUUACUACCAAUAGUUUAUAAUCUGUUAUCAAAUGUAAUAUCUCGAAGUCAAAAUGCAAGUGGUACUUUUAAAAUGGAAACAAAUUUACUUAAUCCACAAACAGUUCUUUAUAAAGUUGAUCCGCUGAUGGAAAAUUAUUUUCAAGCAGCUAUUGGGCCAAAGUCAAAUGGAUUAGUACUCGAACAAAGAUCAGAAAAUAUUUCUGCAAUGAACAAAUAUAUAUGGCAAAAACGCAUGGAUCGUCCGUACACUUAUACUGAUAUUUAUCUGGGUUUUGAACUACCUGCACCACAAGGAGAUACAUACAAAAUACAAACUUUAUCAUCAAAUUUAAUAUCAGGUCAUGAAGCUGUUUCAGUUGCGUCAAAUGUAUUUUUUAAAUAUGCAUUAAAUGACACUAGUGCAUCAAUUGAAACAACAUUAAUUUAUAAAAAAACAGGAAAUUUGACAAUAGAACCAACAAUUGGUAGUUUAUUGAAUGUAUUAAGUAUAGCAUCAUGUUAUCUGAAGGUUUUACCAGCUUCACUUAUAUUAGAUGUGUAA